Messenger RNA from Meloidogyne enterolobii, 300 nucleotides. Lineage: Eukaryota; Metazoa; Nematoda; Chromadorea; Rhabditida; Meloidogynidae. The record is from the annotation of a GenBank genome assembly.
AUGGAUCUCUUACAUUUAAAUUGUACUUUAUUGGAUAAUUUAUUUAAUAAUCAAAAUAAUUCCUCUACAAUCUCACCAACUUAUUCAGCUACUUCUUUAAGUAAAGGAAGCGCUAAUGCUGUUUCUGAUAUGGCUUUAACUGUUGGAAAUGUUGAUUAUUUUAUUCAACAUUAUAUAUUUCCAAUACAAUUUUUUCUUGGAGUUUUUGGAAAUUCAAUUAAUUUAGUUGUUUUACUUUCUUCUGGAAUGAAAAAUCAAGCAAAUAUUUUACUUGCAGCAAUGGCCUGUGGUCUGAAUUGA